AUGAACAUAGGGAUUCCAAUGGCUUGGAAUAGGGUUUUCGUACUCGCAGUGUUGCUUUGUUGUGUCUGUUUGACAGUUUCAUCAAAUGGGAAAGUAUCCGUCAUUAAUCUACCUCACGUUUCCGGAGAAUGGUAUUGGAAACUGCGUUUCUUUUAUCCAGCCAGUAAAAGCAUGGAUGGAAAUGUCGGUGAACUACUAAACUAUACGUUUAUUCCAAAGACAACCUCAUCUAAUGUAUAUACAAAUGAAACCAUAAAAUCAGAUAACCAACUUAUAAGUAUUAAUUUGGUUAUGUCCACAGAAGGUUCCAAACUAAAGAAAUGUUCUUUGUUGUUAACAGUAGAACAGGAUGAGGAAUAUUUUGCAUGGACAAAUAUGACAUUAAUAUAUGAAUUUGCUGAGCCUUUAUCUACUUUAUCACCAUCUGAAUUACCUAUUUCCGAAGCUACAAUUUCUACUUCAUCUGAUCAAAAAUUUUUAACUCGUACUGAUGAAGUGUAUAUAUGUGAUACAGAAAUACCAAUUAAAUUUGGUCAAAAUAUUGAAAUUCUCUUUAGUUCAAUGACAUUUCAAGCAUUUAAAGCAGAAGAAACAAUUAGACCAGAUCGCUUACAAGAAGUUUGUCCACGUGAUUUCAAGAGUAAUAUACCAAUUGCAGCAUUGACUGGUGUCUCAUUACUUGUUGUAGUAAUACUUAUUAUUUCAAUAUUUGGAAUAAAUGCUUAUUUGGCUCAUCUUAAAUCAACCCUUCAGUAUCAACAAGAAUUACAGAAUAAUCAGCGAAAUACUAUAAAAGACUCAAACUCUUUGAAUUCAAUUAAUGUAACUGAAUGUAUUGAAUUGAAAGAUGCUAAUUCAAAAUUCAUUAAUCAACAAAAUGGAAUAAGGAAUUCAAGUUCAAGAAAUUCAAAUUUACCACCAUUAAAUAGAAUUACUGUUAUCUCUCAAGAUGAUUUUCAUCAAUUAUGUGCUCUUCUGGAGUUUCGUGGUUAUUUUCUUAUUACAUAUACAAAUAAUAGUUCAAAAGAGACAAUUUGUUAUCGGAUUCCAAUCGAUUUAACUGAAAAAUAUUCUACAAAAGAAAAUGAAAUUUCUUCCAUUUUAGAAAAAUCUUAUUUUUUCAUGAAUUUUAACAACAAUACACAUAGCAACAAUUUAUUGGAUAUUAACAAAUCUAAAUUAUCAUAUAUUGAACCAGAUAAUUUAAUUAUAAUCACAACUAAUUCAUCAUGUUGUAAUAAUUUUUUAAGAUGUUUUACACUUCCAUUUAAUUUUAGUAGAAAUGAAAAUAGUUUAAUAAAAAAUUGGAUAAUUGAUUUUUAUUGGAAUCGUACACCAGAAAUGUAUGAAUUUGGUGAAGAAGGUUGGAGUAGUGUUGGUUCACCUGUUGGUGCAUUAUCAGGUGUUUAUGAUUUAGUUGAUGUAAAACUCAAGUAUCAUUUUGAUGAAAAAUUUGGAUUAGACUUUUUAAUGAAUGAAAAUGGUAAUAAGGAAUUUAUUGUACAUAGCUUAGCUGAAAAGCGUUUACAAGCUAGAGUUGGUGAUUAUUAUGAAUGUGUUUCACAGACUCAGUUUGUUUUUGAUACAGAAAAUAAUACAAUAGUUAAUUCGAAUGAUAAUUACAUUAUAUCAAAUGGCGACAAAUGGAAUAUUAUAAUGAGUCUACAAAGUGUACGAUCUCAAGCAUUUGCUGACGUCAAUGUACCAGAAUUUACUGGAGCAACCUUCUGUCCAUAGACAUUCUGUUUUACACUGGUCGAACACGCUACUUCUGUCUGUCCCAUUCUAUUAAUAUGACUCAUAAUUUUUAUUCCUAUCGAUCAAUAUUCUGUAUUACGUAACUGACAUCAUAGUUCAUUCCUUUAACCUACCUGAUGUUUGAUGAAACCUUCUAACAUUCAACUCCUGUCAGUAAUUAUUACGAAAUUCAACACCAAUGUAAUCCAAAUUAAUUGAAUAUGUAUUUUAUAUCAAAGUGUUCGGUUACUUUGUUCAGUAUGAUUCUUCAGCUACGGAUUUACUAAGUGAAUACACUAACUGAUCACUGACCAGAAGUAAACUAUUGAUUCACCAAGUCAUCAAUGUUGAUUGGAUCCUACCAUUCUGGUUAUAAAAUACCGAAACAAAUAUUUUUUUGGAAUGAAUAUAUUGAUUUGGCUAGAAUAAGCAAACACGAAAUCAAUUUCAAUUUGAUCAGUGAAAAAGUGAAUGUUCGAACAUCUGAAUGGUAACGUGUUUACCAAAGACGGUGAUUGGAUUAUGUUGAGAAUACCGAUACCAGCUUCCACUGUGAGAAUCAUUUACUUCAAACAGACCUGGUUUUUUAUACAAGCUAAUUAGAUCAUAUCAUAUUAUGUAACAGAUAGUAACAUUAAUAUAUAAUCAAGACAAACAGUGGCUGUGUUUGUGGAAAACCGAGAUUAAGAAAGUCAGUAUAACUAAAAAAUAGUAUAUCAUAUAAUAAUAGUCUGUUAAUGAAAAUAAAGCUUGUAAUAAGAGGG
Molecule: messenger RNA, 2501 nt
Organism: Schistosoma rodhaini
Lineage: Eukaryota; Metazoa; Platyhelminthes; Trematoda; Strigeidida; Schistosomatidae
Source: the annotation of a GenBank genome assembly